AUGGGGACUACUACUACGACAGUGACUACAUCAAAGAGAAAGGGCCGUGUAGUUGAAGAAACGCCCACCAGAAUCAUGCCGCCCAGGAAGGCAAAAUCACAAUCUAAAUCACCGACGGAAUUCAUGUCACAGGAGUCACCACCGCGAGGAAGGAAACGCCGAAAGACAUCGGACGAGACAGCAAAGGCAAAGCAACGCCGAGCCGCACAAGGACAGGCCAGCGAAGUAGAAGCCGAGUAUGUGCCAUCUGCAAAUGAUCUGAUCAGCGACGUUCCAAGAGACGAAAAUUUUGCAAUUGACACAUUGCUUCCGGAUCUUACUACAUCGUACGUUGGUCGAUUCAAAUCGCCCGCCGCACCCGCAGGGGCGAAAAGGAAGCCAUGGCCACGACAAUCCAGUCCCAUGAUAGAUCCUGAGAAAUUGCCUCCAGGCUGGAGCAUGGCUGAACCGGAUCUUGACCAAAAUGAUGUUGACGCACAAAUUGAAAGGUGCCACGUGAGAAUCAAAGAGAAUAUCAUGCCUCACAUAUUUGUACACCGGCUAAAGGGAUUGAAAAUCUCUCAGGCCAAGCGAAUUGCAUUGACCGAAUCAGAACCUGGGAACCAUAGUUUGGAUGUCCUUAGGCGCUUGGAAAUUUUGAGGAACAUGGAAGUUGAGCUACAAAGCUCGGACAACUUCAAUCAGCUCCCUAAUGUGCGGGCAUUGCUGCAGGCCUACCGCGGGGGAAUGCUUCAUUGGAACAUAGGAUUGGUCACUUAUUGGUUUGAAGGUGUACAAUUGUGUCAGCCAAGGCCGUUCAGUUGGGAUGAAUUUGAGGUCCUCAAUACGCACCAUUCUGGUAAAACCGGAUUUUGGAUGGAAGGACUAGUUGGACCCGGGCCUACACACUCACUAGUGGCCAUUGGUUUAAAUGGAGUACCCCCUCCCGAUGGAUUCUUUGUUCGCGCUUAUGAGAUUGCCAUUCGCAUCCCUGGUACGAGGUGGUACGCAGAGCUUGAGUUCUUACACGAUACCGGGGCAUGCAUGAUGUCAAAGGCGGAUGACGAGAUGGGCCAGAGUCCAAUGUCAGCGUCAGCUCCGCGCGACAAUGACAUGUUGUGGAUUGCGAAUACCUACCCUGAAAUCAUGGCCGCUUUACCUGACACAGGUCAUGCUCGAAGCCUUCCAGCUCUGGUUCCCGCAAGAAUCGAUCUAGAUCCAGGCGGCCGGGCCUCGAUGAUGCCACGCGGACGUCCUGGGGCUAAUGUAGACCCUCCACCCGUCUUACAUGGAAAGAUGCCCCGGGCGGCACCAUAA
Molecule: messenger RNA, 1296 nt
Organism: Penicillium samsonianum
Lineage: Eukaryota; Fungi; Ascomycota; Eurotiomycetes; Eurotiales; Aspergillaceae
Exons: 7
Coding region: 1-1296 (431 amino acids)
Source: RefSeq, a predicted model, not a curated record